CUUUUUUUAAAACAGGGAAUAGCAUCCUGAUAAAAAGGCUACACCAUAAUAAUCCCACACGUGCACAUUUUUCCUGUGGAGAAGCAGCUGGCUAAGUCCACGUGUCAUAUACCAGCGAGUGAAAGUUGGUAAACUUGCCAAAAUUUGUUGACUUGGCAGGUUAUAUCCAAUCAACAGCCUCGUACUGAACAAAAUCACUCUCUCGUCGUGCGAAGUGUCGUUUAAAAGGCGAUCGGCAAUUGGUCGAUUUUGGCAAGCCCCUUGGAACCGCGUUUUGAUUGGUCAAUCAAUGAUCAGCUGCUUGUGCACCUGUACCCCACCAACACCAGACAUUUCUACACCGCCACGUCAGCUUAGGGCCAGAGUCACCCCCCGGAUGCCGACACAUAAAUUUGACAGUGAUCUCGGUAGAAUUCUUCAUUUCAGAGAAAUUUAACGUGGAGUUUUCCGUGCAAGAGGUAGAGAAAUUUCCAACUCUCAGAAAAGCCCGUACAAAACUUUGGAAACUUUUGUGCAAUAGCGUGAUUUCUUUUUGUCAAGUUUUGAAAGUGUUCACCCAUUCGUAUCAUCGCAUUCACAAUGAAGAAAUUCUUGUUAGCUUACGUUGUUGCCCUCAUCGUGUCAGCUGUUGUGUGUAAACCCAAUGAGGGAAGUAGCAGAGUGAGGCAAGAGACCAAACUGAGUGAGAGAUCUCAUUUUGAUGAACAUGGCAAUCACAAUCCUGACUAUGAUCAUGAUGCUUUCCUUGGCGAGAAGGAGGCCAAGAAAUUCGCAAACCUGACACCAGAACAGAGCAAAGAAAAAUUAGGGCAGCUAUUUGAUCGACUAGACACCAAUCACAAUGGAUCAAUCAGUGAAUCAGAGCUAAGAGCUUGGAUUGAAAUUCAAACUAAUUCUGUACUAUAUGAAGAGCUCGACAGGCUAUUCGGUGGACACAAUCUCAAUGGCGAUGACCUUUUGACGUGGGAAGAAUACAACGUUACUACUUACAGUGGAAUGCCAUUGGAGAAACUGAUUACAAUGCAAGAAGAUAAAACCCUUGACUUCCGGAAGAAAGUACGACAGGACAAAGCUCGUUGGGCUGUAGCUGACCAGAACAAAGACGAGGCUCUAGAUAAGGAUGAGUACAUGGCAUUUGAGUGGCCCCGGGAGAAACCGCAUAUGAAGAAUAUUGCUAUUGAUGAGACCGUGGAGGAUAUGGAUAAGAAUGGUGAUGGUUUUGUGGACAUUGAUGAGUAUAUUAAUGACCUUUGGGACGGUCAAGGCGAGAUUCCUGAUUUUGUAGAGGCAGAACGCAAAGGGUUCGGGGAAUAUAGAGACAAAGAUGGCGACAACAGACUAAACCAUGAGGAGGUCGGGGACUGGAUCAUGCCAACUCAUUACGACCCCAUUCUAUCAGAGGCUAAACAUCUUAUGUACGAGUCAGAUGAUAAUAAGGACAAGGAACUUACAAAGGAUGAGAUGAUCAAAAAUUUUAAACUCUUUGUUGGAAGCAGGGUAACAAACUUUGGCGAACUUAGGCAUGACGAAUUCUGAUGCCCUACAUCGACCCUUCAAACUAUUUAAAUAAAGUGAACUAUUUUAUUACAUUUGGAUGAAAAGAACUAUGCAAGGAAUUCUUCACAUUUUUGGUGCUACUAUUUUUUUCUACUAUGCAAUAUUGUCAUUUUAAGUCUCAUAGAAUGUUUAUGGAAGUGUCUCGUAUUGAGAAUGAUUUUCAUAAAAUCAGUCAUGUCAGAAAGAGUAUUCUCUUAUUUUAACAAAAUUGUACCAAAUAUAAGCAGAAAACUACAAAUAAUAAACUUCUUAAAAGCAUUCUGAUCACCCACUCUGUCUAUGUAUUAGGUGAAAAUGUUCUUGCAUUGCCGAACUUGUGUUUUCUAUGGGGAGAGGUUUGAUAAUUUACCAAAUUAUCAAUUGGCGAUUUUGACAAUAUUUUGUCUUUGCCUCCUAUUGGGAAUAUGUUGCUUCGUAUGAAAUCAUUGUAUCUAAUUUCUGAGCUGUAACGGUUGCAUUCUGUAAUGCAAUUAUGGUCGAUAAUACAAUCAGUGACUAUACUUCAAUGCCAUUACAUUGGCUAUUUUGACAUUUUGAAAUAUAAAAGAUGACUUUUUAGAUUAAAACAAAAUUGAUUAAAAGUUUAAAGUUAGAGUAGUCCAUCUUGUACUGGUAGGAUGUUUGUAUAUUUCAUUUUUCCACCUAUGUCAUGUUUGUUCACAGGAUUGUUUGAAUAGAAUUUAUUAGACUCAAAGCCUUGUGUAGAUUUGGUGCAACAAAACUCAGUCACCAUUUUCGAAGUGUUCAAACAAGUUGACACAAGUCACUUAUACAAAUUAAUGGGUAUUUUGUAUACAUCAAUUUUCAAGUCUGUUAAAGAUUGUCUAGUAAUUAAUAGUUGGUGACUUGAAAAUGUUAUUUUGAAGUCAUAAUCGAUAUGAUGAGUUCAUUUUUCAAAAAAUUUGAUUGGGCCACUAUUUUCUGUAUUUAGCUUCUAGAGAAAAUAUCUUCUCAUAUAGAUCACAAAAUGUUGCUGAACCUUCUUGAUGAGUUUUGCCACAAUUUGUUUUAGCAGACCCUUAGCCCGAACUGGUUUUGCUGUGACCAACUGUCACUCGAGAGUUUUCUUUAAUGUGAAAUGUUACCAUGGUUACUGAGCCUACUAUGUGAUUUUAGAUGUCAAUCUGUAGCUUGCUUUGCCUAUGUAGAGUUUGAUCACAAUUUCACCAAUCCAUUGUUUUAAAUUUUAUUUUGUUCAUUGCCCUAUUUUACAUAUGUUUUUUUCUUUAGUUUUAUUAAGUUUUGCAGGGUGUAUUGAUUGUCAUAGUUUUCAUUGUUUUGCCAUUGUUUGACUUAUGAGGUACUAUAUUAGGUUGAAAAUUCAAGAUUAUUGGAACAAUACGCGAUGUGUUCAUAAUUGGGAAAAAAAUGCUCAAAAGAAAAAAAAUUAUUAAAAAAAUAAUUGAAACGAUUUUCAUUAAGAUGGUAAUUUACAUUUUAUGUCUGAAUUACUAACAAGUGGUAUAGUCGCCAAGCAUGGCCUGUGAUAGAUAGAUAGAUAGAUGGAUACAAAAUGAAAGGUUUACUGAAAAUACCGAGGUGGAUUAAAACUUCACACAAGUCAACUAAAUAUUAUGAACCCAUUUAGCAUAAUCACAGAGUCUUCAUUUCCAUCUGGGAAAUUCCACAAAGUAGAUCCAUACAUCUGACCUCUACUCUCCAGAAAUGUUUUGCCUCUGUUCAUAUGACAAAUUAUAAAGCUUUCAAAAUGCCACAGCUUCAGCAGUUUGUUAAAUGAAGAAAAAUUUGGUGAAGACAUUUGAAAAGAUUGAUUAUGGAAUUACCCUUCUGGUUAUGAUGACUUCAUAUAACAUAAUAAUUCAUUUUUAAAGACCUCUAGAAAGUUACAUCAUUAUUCUGCUUGCCAAGGUUACCAUGGUAUUGAUUUGUGAUUUUUGUACUAUAAAGUCAAGAACGAUACUUGCCAUAAGAUUUGGUAAAUUGGUGUAUUGCCAAAACCAACUGAUUCCUGCCAUUAUUUUGAAUAAAAAACCGGAAAGUGAA
Molecule: messenger RNA, 3561 nt
Organism: Lytechinus pictus (painted urchin)
Lineage: Eukaryota; Metazoa; Echinodermata; Echinoidea; Temnopleuroida; Toxopneustidae
Product: calumenin-A-like
Exons: 6
Coding region: 580-1536 (318 amino acids)
Cellular component (GO): endoplasmic reticulum
Molecular function (GO): calcium ion binding
Source: RefSeq, a predicted model, not a curated record